Messenger RNA from Ailuropoda melanoleuca (giant panda), 2581 nucleotides. It is a transcript of the gene NF2, whose product is annotated as NF2, moesin-ezrin-radixin like (MERLIN) tumor suppressor. Gene Ontology annotation, molecular function: actin binding. Bases 497 to 2272 code for a protein of 591 amino acids. NCBI's taxonomy places the organism in Eukaryota, Metazoa, Chordata, Mammalia, Carnivora, Ursidae. The transcript has 17 exons. The record is from RefSeq and is a predicted model, not a curated record. Gene Ontology annotation, cellular component: cytoskeleton.
GGGGGGCCUGAGGGCGGGGCGGGGAGCAGGCCGGGGUCUGUGGGGAGGGGACGCUUCCCGCGGGCGCGCGGAGCGAGGACGGUGACAGCCACGCGCGCACGUGCGCGCCUGGCCGCAGCGCGGCCCCGAGACCUCCAUCUGCCGCUGAGAGGCGCGCGGGGGCUGGGCCGCUGCCGUCUAGGGGCCCCGUCCCGGGGCGUCCCCAGCGUCCCCGACCCGAGUCUCUGAGCGCCGAGCCGAGCUCACCCCGUCUGUCCUGGCUGGUGUUUCGUCCCCGUGGCCGUAAGGGCCCGCCCCCCAACUCCCCUUUACGCUCCCGGGGCAGGGUCCUCACGGCCCAUGCUGGCCGCUGGGGGCCCGCGCCGACCAGACAGCUCCCAGGCCGGCCAGUUGGCUACCAUGGUGGCCCUGAGGCCUCUGCGGCUCCUCCAGGGGGGCUAACAGGUCCAGAGCGCAGGCCUCGGGGCGCUAGGGUCCCGGGCCUGAGCCCCGCGCCAUGGCCGGGGCCAUCGCUUCCCGUAUGAGCUUCAGCUCGCUCAAGAGGAAGCAGCCCAAGACGUUCACCGUGCGGAUCGUCACCAUGGACGCCGAGAUGGAGUUCAAUUGCGAGAUGAAGUGGAAAGGGAAGGACCUCUUUGACUUGGUGUGCCGGACCCUGGGGCUUCGGGAAACGUGGUUCUUUGGACUGCAGUACACGAUCAAGGACACCGUGGCCUGGCUCAAAAUGGACAAGAAGGUGCUGGAUCACGAUGUUUCGAAGGAAGAGCCAGUCACCUUUCACUUCCUGGCCAAAUUUUAUCCUGAGAAUGCCGAGGAGGAGCUGGUUCAGGAGAUCACGCAGCAUUUAUUCUUCUUGCAGGUAAAGAAGCAGAUUUUAGAUGAAAAGAUCUACUGCCCUCCUGAGGCUUCUGUGCUCCUGGCUUCGUACGCCGUCCAGGCCAAGUACGGUGACUACGACCCCUCUGUUCACAAGCGUGGAUUUUUGGCCCAAGAGGAAUUGCUUCCAAAAAGGGUAAUAAAUCUGUAUCAAAUGACUCCAGAAAUGUGGGAGGAGAGAAUUACAGCCUGGUACGCAGAGCACCGAGGCCGAGCCAGGGACGAAGCUGAAAUGGAAUAUUUGAAGAUAGCUCAGGACCUGGAGAUGUACGGUGUGAACUACUUUGCAAUCCGGAACAAAAAGGGCACUGAGUUGCUCCUUGGAGUGGAUGCUCUGGGGCUCCACAUCUAUGAUCCUGAGAACAGGCUGACCCCCAAGAUCUCCUUCCCGUGGAAUGAAAUCCGAAACAUCUCGUACAGCGACAAGGAGUUUACUAUUAAACCAUUGGAUAAGAAAAUCGAUGUCUUCAAAUUUAACUCCUCAAAGCUUCGUGUUAAUAAGCUGAUUCUCCAGCUCUGUAUCGGGAAUCAUGACCUUUUUAUGAGGAGAAGGAAGGCUGAUUCUUUGGAAGUUCAGCAGAUGAAAGCCCAGGCCAGGGAGGAGAAGGCUAGAAAGCAGAUGGAGCGGCAGCGCCUUGCUCGAGAGAAGCAAAUGAGGGAGGAGGCAGAGCGCACGAGGGAUGAGCUGGAGAGGAGGCUGCUGCAGAUGAAGGAAGAAGCAACGAUGGCCAACGAAGCCCUGAUGCGGUCUGAGGAGACGGCUGACCUGUUGGCAGAAAAGGCCCAAAUCACGGAGGAGGAGGCAAAACUCCUGGCACAGAAGGCCGCAGAGGCCGAACAGGAAAUGCAGCGCAUCAAGGCCACAGCCAUUCGGACAGAGGAAGAGAAGCGCCUGAUGGAGCAGAAGGUGCUGGAGGCCGAGGUGCUGGCGCUGAAGAUGGCCGAGGAGUCAGAGAGGAGGGCCAAGGAGGCAGAUCAGCUGAAGCAGGACCUGCAAGAAGCCCGUGAGGCAGAGCGAAGAGCCAAGCAAAAGCUCCUGGAAAUCACGACCAAGCCCACAUACCCGCCUAUGAACCCAAUUCCAGCACCGUUGCCUCCUGACAUACCAAGCUUCAACCUCAUCGGUGACAGCCUGUCUUUCGACUUCAAGGAUACUGACAUGAAGCGGCUUUCCAUGGAGAUAGAGAAAGAAAAAGUGGAGUAUAUGGAGAAGAGCAAGCAUUUGCAGGAGCAGCUCAAUGAACUCAAGACCGAGAUCGAGGCCCUGAAACUCAAAGAGAGGGAGACAGCCUUGGAUAUUCUGCACAACGAGAACUCUGACCGGGGUGGCACCAGCAGCAAGCACAAUACCAUAAAGAAGCCUCAAGCCCAAGGCAGAAGACCUAUCUGCAUUUGAGCCCUCAAACUCACCUUGCAGAGCGCCAAGUCCCGAGUGGCCUUCUUUGAAGAGCUCUAGCAGGUUCCCAGCCACCCAGGAUCUGUCGCAUCUGCUGCUCCCGGCACCAGAGGGAUGGGUCAGCCACCAUGGGAGUCAUCGUAGGUGGGCUGGCUGGGAGCUUCCGUGGGAACUCUGGAACUUUGCCCAGCUGAGUGGAGAGCCCAACCCCCUUCACGUGCAAUUGCCUUGAACUGUGACCUGCAGAGAGCUCUCUCGUGGGGUUCUAGUUCUUUUUAAAAUUUUUAAAGAAGUAUUUGUCUUUCCUUA